AAUCUCCCCUUCUCUUACUCUCUACGUUCAUUCAUUGAGCUUAUAGACAAAAUGGCAGGCGAUUCAUUUGCACCUGGAGAUGCUAGUAAAGGUGCUGGGUUGUUCAAGACCCGUUGUGCUCAAUGUCAUACUCUAGGCAAAGGAGAAGGUCAUAAAGUCGGACCUAACCUACAUGGUGUAUUCGGUCGUAAAACCGGUCAGGCCGAGGGUUUCUCUUACACUUCUGCCAAUGUCAACAAGGGUAUUGAAUGGUCUGAACAAACCCUCUUCGAAUACCUAGAAAACCCCAAGAAAUACAUUCCCGGUACCAAGAUGGCGUUUGCUGGUCUCAAAAAGGCGAAGGACAGGAACGACUUGAUUACUUAUCUCAAAGAAGAGACCAAGUAAAAGUCAUUCCAUCCUUAGUCCAUACAGGCCAUACACGUUUCUUGCAUGCACCUCUCAUAUGUUG
This is a messenger RNA of Tremella mesenterica DSM 1558, 451 nucleotides long. RefSeq lists its product as uncharacterized. Gene Ontology annotation, molecular function: electron transfer activity; heme binding. NCBI's taxonomy places the organism in Eukaryota, Fungi, Basidiomycota, Tremellomycetes, Tremellales, Tremellaceae. The coding region runs from base 52 to 387 and encodes 111 amino acids. Gene Ontology annotation, biological process: mitochondrial electron transport, ubiquinol to cytochrome c; mitochondrial electron transport, cytochrome c to oxygen. Gene Ontology annotation, cellular component: mitochondrial intermembrane space. The transcript has 6 exons. The record is from RefSeq and is a predicted model, not a curated record.